GUUUGCCUUUCCCCUCUCACAAACCCCCAUUCCCCGGCUCCGGCUCUGGCUCGUCACGAUGGACUCCGCAGCUCAGGCACGUUAUGAUCUUAUCCGCGAGAACCUCGCUGAGGUUCUGAACCCCGAGAUUCUCGAGGGUAUCCUGGCCGAGGGCCGCCAUCCCCGCAUCUACUGGGGAACUGCCACCACUGGCAGACCCCACGUCGGCUACUUCCUCGCUGCCCUCAAGAUCGCCCAAUUGCUUCGUGCUCAAUGCGACGUCGUCGUCCUGCUCGCCGACAUCCACGGUUUCCUCGACAACCUGAAGGCGCCGCUGGAGCUGGUGGACAACCGCGCCCAGUACUACCGCAAGGUUAUCACCGCCAUCCUUGAGUCCGUCGGCGUGUCGACCGAGAAGCUCGAGUUCGUGCUCGGCAGCUCCUACCAGAAGUCCCCCGAAUAUGUCAUGGAUGUCUACCGCCUGUCGAGUUUGAUCUCAGAGUCGGAUGCCAAGAAGGCCGGUGCGGAGGUCGUCAAGCAGACCGACAAUGCCCCCCUGAGUGGUCUGCUCUACCCCGUGCUCCAGGUUCUGGAUGAGGAGCACCUGAAGGUGGACUGCCAGCUGGGUGGCAUGGACCAGCGCAAACUCUUUGCCGCUGCCGUGGAGUGGCUGCCCAAGCUUGGUUACCGCAAGCGCGCACAUCUCAUCAACCCCAUGAUCAGCGGAUUAAAGGGUGCCAAGAUGAGUUCCAGUAUCGAAGACAGCAAGAUCGAUCUCCUCGACUCGGCCGACAGCAUCACCAAGAAGAUCAAGAAGGCCGAAUCCGCGCCCAAGGUCGUCGAAGGCAACGGUGUCAUCGCCCUUGUGGAGUACGUCCUCCUGCCCGCUGCCGAUCUCAAGGGCAAGAAGGAGUUCCGCGUUGAGCGCAAGGACCAGGAGCCCCUGAUCUACACCGACAUCAAGCAGCUCGAGGAGGAUUACAAGAACGAUGUUUUGACGCCACAGAUGCUCAAGCCCGCCGUCGCGGACGGUCUCAUCAGCCUCAUGGCCCCCAUCCAGGCGGCCUACCAAGCCUCUACCGAGUGGCAGGAGAUCACCGCCAAGGCCUACCCGCCUCCUGUCGUCGAGAAGAAGCAGAAGAAGGUCAAGAACAAGGGCACUCGCCACCCCGGUGCUGCCGCUGAGCCGGAGAAGCCGGCCACGGAGUAGGAGAUUUCGAAGAGGGAGCUUUAGCGUACGAUAUACAAAAAGCACGUACAGUUCAUCUAGAACUUUAGCGAUAGACCACUUUUCAUGACAAAUGACUCUGGAAGUUUUUGAUAUCUUUUUUCCGGGGAGGUGUACAAGCUGUUGAGCGUGGCCAAGGAUAGCCUUGGAUAGAGCCAGCGGACUGGCGUCUGAGUUUCAUCACAUCAAAAUGACAGGACCAACGUGUGUGUAUGUAGUACUCAAGUACUAGGUAAG
Messenger RNA from Aspergillus aculeatinus CBS 121060, 1444 nucleotides. Its product is annotated as tyrosine--tRNA ligase TYS1. Gene Ontology annotation, biological process: tyrosyl-tRNA aminoacylation. Lineage: Eukaryota; Fungi; Ascomycota; Eurotiomycetes; Eurotiales; Aspergillaceae. The transcript has 5 exons. The record is from RefSeq and is a predicted model, not a curated record. Bases 59 to 1189 code for a protein of 376 amino acids. Gene Ontology annotation, molecular function: tyrosine-tRNA ligase activity; ATP binding.